Molecule: messenger RNA, 3315 nt
Organism: Daldinia decipiens
Lineage: Eukaryota; Fungi; Ascomycota; Sordariomycetes; Xylariales; Hypoxylaceae
Exons: 5
Coding region: 645-2786 (713 amino acids)
Molecular function (GO): protein binding
Source: RefSeq, a predicted model, not a curated record
CAUUAAUAUGCGUGUACAUAUGUAGGUAGAUAAGUACUGUACAUACUAAUAUUCUUCGUACUGUACAAUCCCGGGUACAGGGUCACUACAGGGUACCUACCCGUAUAUGUUAGGGCGUGGUUGCCCGGUGCCGUUGAUUGUUCGGCGGCAGUAGCUGCUUGGUGCUUGGAGCGAAUCUGGACGUCAUCUGAGGAGCCUUCCACUCAAGGGAAACUUCUGCCUUUGUCCCAUAAGUCAUUCAACAACUUCCUCAAAUACUUUUAAUGCAACCCGCAUUCGUGGUUUGGUAAAAAAGCACAGCAAAAAGUACCUUCAUGCUCACUCACAUUCCCUUUUAGGAUAAGGACCCCGAAAACUAGUGCUUCAUCCUCUAUAACAAACUUGCAUCAAACGUUUAACCCCAGUUGCUAGGACUUGUUGUGAUCUCACUUCUCUGAUUUCACUUUUACUCAGCUCAUCCCCCCGGCACUGCUACAUAUUGUUGGAUCUACUCUCCGACCAGUCGACCAGUCCGCCACGACCCAAAUAUCCCACGAUCGGCGCAUCUCCCCCUUACGUGUCACUUGACUUCCCUGCGACGCGUUUCCAUGAUCGAUGCGACUUGAUGAGCCAUUAUUACGGUAUUAACAUCCGCCAUUGGCACCAUGGCCGUAGACGAGGAGGCCAGUCUCUGGCCUACUGAUAACCUGCUUCUUAAAGAAGGUCGCAAGCACUAUCGCACCAGUGUCUCGCCAAUUCAUUGGCAGCUCCGAUCAUUGGUCAGUGCUGAGCAGCAGGGCGUCAUCUACUUCCCGGCUGGUGUCAACAAUACCCAUAUCCAACGGCUCGAUACUUCUACCCGCGAAUGCGAAACUAUUAAAGUCAUCAGCUUCCACCCCCGCUGUCUGGUUGCUAGUAAGGGCUGGAUCUGCUGUGGAGGCGAAAAUGGAGAGUUCGUGGUCAUACGAGAGUCGGGUAACAGCGAUGCACAGGCCGAUACCCUCAGCAGAGACGUUCGCUCCAGACUAACUUCGCUUGAGUCCUCCAGCAUGACUGAUGGCACCAUGUACCAGCUUGAACGCGACAUGCUAUCUGUUGUGGAACGAAUUAAUAGCACCAACAAGACGUGGUCAGCUUCCAGCUAUAAGAUCGGUACCGAACGCGUCAACUGCAUAACCAUCUGGCACCCUCCUAAAGAUGCGGGCGCACCAGCCCCUGGACAAUACGAGUCCCCGGUAGCUGUUGUGGCAAACAACGAUAAGAGCAUUAUCAUCGUAAGCCUCUACGAGCCCGACUUGCACAAAGACGUGUUGGACUAUCCCGAUUGUGUCAACCGCGGCGUGAUCUCCCCUGAUGGAACCAUCUUAGCUGCAGUCUGCGAUGAUGCCUACCUCUACAUACACAUGCGGGAACAAUUUAACAAGAAUUACGAAGGAGUUUCACGGCGAGUUACUAGACAAUCUUCCAGAUGGGUAUCGCUACCGAAAAUACGACUCAAGGGCCAGUGGAAAGAUGACUCUACGGAUUGUCGAGGGAGCUUCGCAGCUUGCUUUUCUUCAUCGGGGAAAUACUUGGCAGUGGGUACCCAAUAUGGCACCAUAUCUAUUUUCAAUGCCGUCAAGCUCAAGGACCCCAACUCGGAACCUUUAAUCGCAUAUUUCAACUCUGCCCGGGCACCUGGGGAAUAUGGUGCUGUUAGAGACAUGGCCUUUUCGCCGGGGCCAUUCGAUCUUUUGGCGUGGUCAGAACAUCGAGGUCGGAUUGGAGUAGCAGAUGCGCGCUCAAACUUCAAACGACGACAUAUCAUCCACCUAGAUAGACAUGAAGGAUUUAAUCAUUUCUCACUUAAUGAUAGUAGUACUAUCGAUCCACGCCUUCUCGACCCGCGCAGCGAGCAUACUACCGAAGGCGAUCGUAAUGCCGAUAACGAGCGCAAUGCUGAAUCAUCCCCGUUAGGGAUGAUGGACCGUUGGAACCGAGCAAUAUCUGAUCGCCGGCCCCUACCAGAUCCGGAAACAUCAGAUCCCACGUCACGAGUCAAUCAGCCUUUCAGCGCAGAUGAGAUCUCGAUCCUGGAAGCCUUCCAAGCUCAGCGUCGUCGACGGGAAUUGCGGGAUCGAGGGGAGCAAUUAGAGCAACAUUUUAUGGAACACCGAAAUCAACGCGCUGCCGAACGGAAUGCAUUGAGAUCUACGGGUUGGGCAGAUCGUCGCGAAGCGCUGACGAGAUUCAUCGAACGGGAACGUAUGCGCGAGAUCCGCGAUCAACAUCGUUCGAGCGCCACGAGCGCCACCCAGGCGGCCCCCGAACCGGAGCGCGAGAGAGGAAGUUCCAUACCGCGAGAUUUGGGUCGAAGUCGCACGUCCAUCAUGCGUACACUAGCCCAGAACUUCGAUACCAUUUCGCAGACUAUGAGGUCGCAGGGCCAGUACAACGAAGCCGGUAACGACAGCUCGGGAGCCUCACGCGAUCCGUGGUAUGUUGGGGGAUCCGGCUCCGGAUGGCCCGACCUCGAGAAUCUGGCCAACAUAAGCGGGUGGACCGGUGGGCUUACCGAUAAUGCUCGGACCGAGACCAACAGGGCCCGUCGCGGCAUCCCGGUCAUUGCCGACGUAUGGGGCAACGACUCGCUCUUUAGCAGGAUCAGAAUGGGCCGCCGCGAGCAUACACAGAACCCAGAUGAUACCGCAGGUUUGACAUGGAGCGAAGAUGGCCAAGUAUUAUAUGUCGCAGCAGAAGACGGAAUAUACGAAUUCCGUGUAAAUAUCUACGGCAGAAAAGUGUUCCCGGAUAUUCAGCUUCGCUAGGCUAUAAAGCUAUGGCAUUCAUCUGUAAGCUAUGAACAGUACCCUUUUUUUUUUCGGCAAUGGGGACCUCGACGGCGUUAGGGGCGGUAUUAUAUACUCAUAUGUGCAUAAGGGAGGGCAAAGGCGUCUUACAUUCUUCACUGGUCCGGACGCGGUGAACCUUGUUGUCUGUUUUGGUUUUGUUUCGUUCUGUUUGCCUUUUUGUUUGCUCGGCUGUUCAGGGCAACCGGCAGUAACCCCCCUUCGAAGGUAAGCGUGGAUAAUUAUGUGUUGCUCGCCUUAUAGUUUCCACGAAAAGUUAGUUUCGUCGUUGGAAUUUUGCAAGAGACGAAGGUGGAAGAAAGAUGUUCGAGAAGGGUGGCUUGAGUUGUAUUCGGCUGGUAAGUCGGCUGGUCGAAGGCUCCGCCAUGACGGACGUUUUUGUUAAUGGAGAGAUGUACAUACAUUAUAUUGCGCUGAUUCCCCUGAUAUUAGAUGUAGCCACAUCGCUGAACCGAAUUGUAUUUGGCAUGUCCUUACUAGGAUUUGA